This is a messenger RNA of Didymodactylos carnosus, 1544 nucleotides long. Lineage: Eukaryota; Metazoa; Rotifera; Eurotatoria; Philodinida; Philodinidae. The record is from the annotation of a GenBank genome assembly.
CGAUUAAUUUCUCUAGAAUUAAUUUUACUAUUGAGUUUUGGUUCUAUUGGAACACAAAUCCAACGACGGACUAUUGUUUUUUUGAUCAAUAUUUGGCGAGUGCUAGUGAUCAAUGUUUGUUCCUCAACAUCCGUAACAAACUUUUAUAUUUUGGUUUUUUUAAUGACGAUACUAUGACUACUACAGUUUUAUCAUUAAACACAUGGUAUCAUGCUGCUUUUGUCUACGACUAUAUUGCACGCACACGUACUAUUUACUUGAACGGAUAUCAAGAUGGUUUUGGUUCAGCGGGUGUUCUGGCAACGUCGGGCUCGAGUGUAACGAUCGGUGGUGGCCCAAUUGGCGGAAGUGCAGCGGCACAAGUUUAUUUCGGCGGCUAUAUAGAUCAUCUGUCAUACAGUACUCGUGCAAAAUCGUCAUGUGAAAUUCUGAAUGACGCAACGCUGGCCGGGUACUUUCCAUUUGACGGUUCGCUCAAUGAUUCAGGACCUAAUUUUCUCGUUGGAACAUCAACAGGAGCGUUUUUCAUAUCGGGAAAAGUAAAUCAAGCACUUCAGCUAAACUCAACAACACCAUGUUAUUUUCAAUUGAAAACUACCCUGGCAUUAGGUACUUCUAAUCAAGCAUUCACAAUUGCUUUAUGGAUUAUGCCAACUACAUUAAGCGGUGUGCUUGUGUAUGUAUCAUCACUUUCAACAGGUGCAGGAUGGUGUUUUCCAUUCUUGGGAUUUUCGUCGUCAGGUGCCAUUAUUGCUCAAGUAACUAAUUCAUCAAACACAGUGACAUCGGUGAAUGGCCCUAUUAUACAGACAGGUCCAUUUUGGACACAUAUCGUUCAGACAUUUAGUAGCACAAACGGUACAAGACUCUAUGUAGAUGGUUCCGUUCGUGCAUCAUCAAAUGGUUCAACUGGCGGGAGUUACUCGGCAAGCGGCGUGCAAAAUUAUGUAACUUUAGGGUCAAACCAAGGUCAAAGCUGCAGCACUACAGGAGAUAUUGUUCUCGGACAAUACACAGGAGCUGUCGAUGAACUCCGAGUGUACAGUAGGGAACUGUCGUCAACAGAAAUAUGCAAACUGUAUGCUGGGUAAUAUAAUACUUCUUUUUGUAAAGACGAAAGUUCUAUUAUUCUACUUUAAACAGGCUCGUUGUCUGACAGAGGAAGACAUUUAAUGUCUAAAGUCACAGCAUUUGUCUUUUUUUCAAGUAAUUUUGCAUCAACUAAGAAACAUGAUUUCCUUUCUCGCACUUUUUAACAUAUAAAUAUGACUUUAAUCAAACACGAAAUUGAUACAGUAAUUAAAAAGUUUUCAAAAUCAUUAAUUGAACCACAACCACACACAUUGUGUUUGUUGUAUUAGUUUAACUAUCUGAACAUCUCUUAGUGCAGUUAUCCGUAAGAUGUGCUAAAGUUUACUAAGCCUCUGAAUUAGAAUCUGAUACAAUCUACAGAGUUUGUCGAGUUCAGCUAGAUGCUUGCUUAUACAUAGCUUACUGAUGCCCAAAGACAGCGCGAGUUGCACGCUAUUCGACUGUUUUCAUCG